Molecule: messenger RNA, 720 nt
Organism: Papaver somniferum (opium poppy)
Lineage: Eukaryota; Viridiplantae; Streptophyta; Magnoliopsida; Ranunculales; Papaveraceae
Exons: 2
Coding region: 54-710 (218 amino acids)
Source: RefSeq, a predicted model, not a curated record
AAUCAUUUCGAAGAAGCCGGCGGGAGUGUAGUUUCUUUCUUUUGUUCAAGUUAAUGACAAGCGCAAAAGAAUUCAAGGAGGCAAGUAAUACAAGGACCAUUUGUGCCCUGUACCAAGCCCUUAGUGCACGAGACAAAGAGACCAUCGAGCGCCUGCUUGCGUCGGACAUUGAGUGGUGGUACCAUGGUCCACCAGCUCACCAGUAUAUGAUGCGAUUUCUCACCGGGACCGGUUCUAACAGUAGUAGAACCUCCUCAGCAUCUUCUCUAUCGUCCUCAGAUGACCAUGAAUAUAUAGAAGAUUCAUCCUCAUUCUUGUUUGUGCCAAGUGUUGGAAAAAAAUGGGUUUCACAAAGGAUGAAUGACACAGAGAAGAAAGUGUUGAGCGGCGUUGAAAAUAUUCCAACACCAAGCUCUAUCACUGCUUUUGAUUCGUUAGUCAUAGUGGAAGGGUGUGAUCUAAGUCGUCUAAUCUCGUGGGUUCAUGUUUGGACAGUUAGUGAUGAUAAUGGGAUCGUUACACAAGUAAGAGAGUACUUCAAUACAUCCCUUACGAUUGCGCGUUUUGUGCACAAUUGGAAUAGCAAUACUAAUCAGUCUUCAUCUUCCAGACAAUCACGCACUUCUCCAUUGAUUAACUCGGCGGUCUGGGAGAGCAAGCUCUCAAGCACAAUCGGAAUAUCCGUUCCAGGCCUUCUCCUUGCAAUUUAGCUGGACAGAA